GGCCAUGCUGAGCGACAUUGGGGAUUAUGUAGGGACAGACAUUGAAAUUUCCUGGCUACCUAAUCUGGAUGAUUUAAUGAAGGGCUAUGCCAGAAAUUUUCGCCCUGGGAUAGGAGGCCCUCCAGUGAAUGUUGCCAUGGCGAUUGAAGUGGCUAGCAUAGACCACAUCUCUGAAGCCAACAUGGAGUACACCAUGACCGUCUUCUUGAGGCAGAGCUGGCAUGAUGACCGCCUGUCCUACAAUCACACCAACAAGACUCUGGGCCUGGACAGCCGUUUUGUGGACAAGUUGUGGCUUCCAGAUACCUUCAUCGUUAACGCCAAAUCGGCGUGGUUUCAUGACGUGACGGUGGAGAACAAGCUGAUCCGCCUGCAGCCGAAUGGGGUCAUCCUGUACAGCAGCCGGAUCACCUCAACGGUGGCAUGUGACAUGGACCUAACCAAGUACCCUAUGGAUGAGCAGGAGUGCAUGCUGGACUUGGAGAGCUAUGGCUACUCCUCAGAGGACAUAGUGUAUCACUGGUCAGACAGUCAGAGACACAUCCACGGCCUCGAUAAACUGGAGUUGUCCCAGUUCACCAUCACGGAUUAUCGCUUUGUUACAGAGAUGAUGAAUUUCAAGUCUGCGGGACGAUUUCCGAGACUCAGCCUUCGCUUCCAGCUGAGGCGCAACAGAGGCGUCUAUAUCAUCCAGUCGUACAUGCCUUCCAUACUGCUGGUCGCCAUGUCCUGGGUGUCCUUCUGGAUCAGCCAAUCAGCCGUUCCUGCUCGUGUGACCUUAGGGAUCACAACGGUUCUCACAAUGACGACCUUGAUGGUGAGCGCGCGUUCCUCGCUGCCGCGGGCGUCUGCCAUCAAAGCCCUGGACGUGUACUUCUGGAUCUGUUACGUCUUCGUGUUUGCGGCCCUCAUCGAGUACGCCUUUGCUCACUACAACGCCGAUUACCGGUUGAAAGAGAAAACCAAGGUGAAAGCCAAGCUCAGCUCCGAGUCCAUCGUAAAGAACGGCAAACAAGCCAUGGUCCUGUUUUCCCUCUCUGUCACCGGCAUGAAUCAAGGCGUGGUUAUUUCUAACCGCCAGGGUCGCACGCAGCGCUCCAGCAGUGAAAUCCCUGGAGAGGGGAGUACGGAGGAGCCAGUGACCAGGAGGAGGAGGUCAAGGCCGGUGGAGGAGAGCGAGGAGGAGAAGAAGUGUUGCUCUAAGUGUGUCUGCAAGCCCAUUGAUGCGGACACCAUCGACAUCUACGCCCGCGCGGUGUUCCCCUUCACCUUCGCCGUGGUAAACGUCAUCUACUGGGUGGCGUACACCAUCUGAGGGUUGGGGCAGGAUGAAGCAAAGGGCUGCCAUCUGUAGAUGUAAAGAGAAAACCUUUAGAUUUGUGCCAACGAACUGCUGGAAACAGCUGAGCGGAACCUCUGCCUCAGCCUGGAAACAACUGACCAACUUCAGAGGACAACACGUCUGCACAGAGGAGCCUGAACACGAAGCGCUGGCUGACACUGGUGUCACCUGAUGGAGACGCCGCCUGAUGGAGACGCCACCUGAUGGAGACGCCACCUGAUGGAGGCGCUGCCAGACGGUGGCGAUGCCAGACGGUGACAUUUCCUUAAAGGGGCCCCACCAGGAAAAUUCUACUUUUUGAUUUUUUAAAUGCAUUUUACUGUUCAUUCCUCUCUAUAAAGAACCCCAAAGUGGCAUUUUGAUCCAUUCAUGCAUUUAAGAGUAAUCCUGCCCCUCCCAUACCCACGAAA
Oryzias melastigma (Indian medaka) is the source of this 1752-nucleotide messenger RNA. RefSeq names its product gamma-aminobutyric acid type A receptor subunit delta (gene gabrd). The record is from RefSeq and is a predicted model, not a curated record. Gene Ontology annotation, cellular component: membrane; GABA-A receptor complex; synapse. NCBI's taxonomy places the organism in Eukaryota, Metazoa, Chordata, Actinopteri, Beloniformes, Adrianichthyidae. Gene Ontology annotation, biological process: monoatomic ion transmembrane transport; nervous system process; signal transduction. Gene Ontology annotation, molecular function: neurotransmitter receptor activity; extracellular ligand-gated monoatomic ion channel activity; GABA-A receptor activity.